AGGUGGGGGGAGGCGGCAGCAGCGGGGGUAGCGGCGGACCAUGGAUGUCGAGAGGCUGCAGGAGGCGCUGAAAGAUUUUGAAAAGAGGGGGAAGAAGGAAGUGUGUCCAGUACUGGAUCAGUUUCUUUGUCAUGUUGCCAAGACUGGAGAAACAAUGAUUCAGUGGUCGCAGUUCAAAGGCUAUUUUAUUUUCAAAUUGGAGAAAGUGAUGGAUGACUUCAGAACUUCUGCUCCGGAGCCAAGAGGCCCUCCUAACCCCAACGUGGAGUAUAUUCCCUUUGAGGAGAUGAAAGAACGCAUUCUGAAAAUAGUCACUGGGUUUAAUGGUAUCCCUUUUACUAUUCAGCGACUCUGUGAACUGCUAACAGAUCCAAGGAGGAAUUACACAGGAACAGACAAAUUUCUCAGAGGAGUAGAAAAGAAUGUCAUGGUUGUCAGCUGUGUGUAUCCAACUUCAGAGAAAAACAAUUCCAAUAGUUUAAGCAGGAUGAAUGGAGUAAUGUUCCCUGGAAACUCACCAGGAUAUUCUGAAAGGUCCAACAUAAAUGGUCCUGGAACUCCCCGACCUGUAAAUCGACCAAAAGUUUCUUUGUCAGCUCCUAUGACGACAAAUGGCUUGCCUGACAGCCCAGAAAACAAGGAGGCAGGCCUUCCACAGGCAGAAGAAAAAGUUAACAGUGAAUCACCAGCCUCUGAGACUGAAAGUGUCCAAAGCAGCUCUGUAAAAAACAAACAUCCUGAAGAAGAUCCAGUGGAUGUUGAAGGACGUGAAGUAAAAAGACUUAAAUUUGACAAGGAGGCAGAAUCAGAAGAGACCUCUACUCAGAGUGGUUCUAGUGAAGCAAGUUCAGCGAUGGUAGAAGAGACUGAGACAACAACCUCUCCGCUUCAGGAUAAAGAAAAAGAAACCAUGGGCGAGAGGCAGCAUUCUAAAGAACAGGAGGAGGAAGAGGAAGAAUCUCUCAUGACACCAGGGGAAAUUGUUCCAGAAAGAAAAGAUAAAGACAAUGCCUCCUUAACUGUGAAAGAAGAUAUUUCUGAGGAGAAUAACCAAAUGGAGCAAUCUGAACAGACUCGAGCGGAGAAGGAUUUGCCUUCUGAAGACAGGGAAAACAGUGGAUCUGUCAGUAGCAGAGCUGACUGCAGUGAAACGGAAGAUUUGGGACCGUACGCCAGUGAAACUCCUGAAACCGCCUCAGAGACCCCAAUGGAAAAUAGCGACGAAGCCACAGAAGCUGCAGAAGAACCUAUGGAACAAGACUAAUAAUUUAAAUACACUUAGAGGCAGUAUUUUCCAUAAGGCUCUGGUUUUACACUGUAUAAAUAAUUUUAUGUAAUAAAAGUGGACCUUUAGUUUUACAAGAGAAGCAGGCUGUAAAUUGAACUUCUCCACGAGAUAAAUCCUG
Molecule: messenger RNA, 1406 nt
Organism: Euleptes europaea (tarantolino)
Lineage: Eukaryota; Metazoa; Chordata; Lepidosauria; Squamata; Sphaerodactylidae
Gene: PPP4R2
Product: protein phosphatase 4 regulatory subunit 2
Exons: 9
Coding region: 41-1264 (407 amino acids)
Biological process (GO): protein dephosphorylation
Cellular component (GO): nucleus; protein phosphatase 4 complex; cytoplasm
Molecular function (GO): protein phosphatase regulator activity
Source: RefSeq, a predicted model, not a curated record